Messenger RNA from Botrytis sinoallii, 3141 nucleotides. RefSeq lists its product as uncharacterized. NCBI's taxonomy places the organism in Eukaryota, Fungi, Ascomycota, Leotiomycetes, Helotiales, Sclerotiniaceae. The record is from RefSeq and is a predicted model, not a curated record. Bases 1 to 3141 code for a protein of 1046 amino acids. The transcript has a single exon.
AUGUCAUCACUAAGUCUCCACCCAGAAGGUCUCGACUCUCAGGAUCUUCUUGAUCUCCCAUCUACACCAAUACUCCAUCCUUCUACCUCCUUCGACGAGGAAGAACAACACACAGUUUCAGAAUCUGCGGGCCUGGCUAGUAUGGAUGCGACGAUGGAUAGAAAUCCAGUUGAUGAAAAUGCAGAUGACGAGAGCGAGGAUAAGCAAAGGGGACGCACACGAACACCAAGAACUGUAGCUUCAUCAUCCGCUUCAACUGUCACGAACAUUCCACACACGAGAUCAUACACACCAGAUUCAACAUCAGCAUCCACGCAAUCUCUCGAACCCCUCCAUCUCAAUCCUAACCUAGAGCCUAAUCUAACUCUAGCUCACAUCACAUCUCUUCCUCAAAGUACGAUCCUCAACUAUAUAUCUGCAUACCGUCUUGCGCGUCAACGCUCAUUUGAAGAGCACGUUCACCCAUUACAUGCUCAAUCCCAGACGGUUGCGCCAGAAUCUCAGAGGCAUACUUUAAAUAACGCAGACGAAGACUCCGAUUUCAGUUCUUCAUCCACGUCCACAACGCGGUCGAUGCCAGCACCAGCACCAGGUCCUGAACGAAGACAUUAUCGCUAUCAAGACUCUGUAGGACAAUUCACCAGUCCCCAUUGGCGACACCCGAUACUAGCACCUCUGAGCCCAAGCCCAACAACAGGGCGACCAGGUCCAGGAUUGCCUUCACCAUCACCAUACGGAAAUCGGGUAAGCGGCGAUGAUCGGCUUAUUACUCUGACGGGAGGCCAGGAUAAUAUGGCUAGAGAAAGAGUAGAACAGGAAACCUCGCUUCGAUCGCUCAGGAAUGCCCCAUCAUCUGUAGUCGAGCCUGAGAAUAGAGGCUCGACAGGUAUAGAUUCGGACAGCGAUCUCCAGGCUCAGAUUCGAUUUCAAAGCCAGCGACUUCGUGAAGCCAGUCCCGACUCGCGUGCAGGAAUACGUGAUAUUUUGACAAUUUUGGUGACUCAAACCUGGGAGAAUCAAGUGCGGGAGCCGGUGAGAGGUGUCAUCACAGAUGAUAGAGUCGAAGCUGCCAAUUCAUCGAUAUCUCAGGCCGCUAAUUCUGAAGCCAGAGAUCUAAGUUCUGGGAAUGCCACUUCAAGACCACCAGUUGUUGCCUUUAAUCAAGACGGCACUAUUUCGUUUCCUCAACGCCGGGCACUUCUCAAUCCUGUGAACAACUCAGAUUCAUCAGUUCAGGAGGAUAUCAAUGCAGAAGCUGCAGCUAGGAGAGCUCGAAGCGGACUCCCAGCUUUACCCAGUCUUGAGCCGGCCAAUGCAUAUUACACGGCCGAUUCACCAGCACCCAAUCGAUCGGAAAUUAAUCGUAGCUUAUUUCGGAUGGAGAUGUCGGUGCGAAAUGUCCGUCAAAGAUAUCUUUUUGAGCUUCAAGAACGAAGAGAAUUGGCUUCUUUAUCUCCAGAAGUACCAUCUGUAAUUGAAGCACAGAAUGUUCGUCCUUCUGUACAGGAUCUACUCAUUGACUUAGAGUCACAAGUCGGUAGGGUGCGAGAUCAAAUUAUGGGUACUGAUUUGACGAGACCUGAGAUUCCAUCGAAUGGUGGAGUCAAUGCCGAAGUGGAGGACGUAGAUAUCGAUCUUGACCUGGAUUUAACAAGACCACUAUCACGACAGAGCAGUAUUGAAAACUAUGGAGAUGCCGAACCAUCAAUGGCAGAACAACUCGCCGCCUAUCAAAUAUCAAGGAAUCAUCCGAAUCCCGAGUCGACCAUCGUAAAUCGUGACAUCCCACGAGACAUCUCGCCGCACGACAAUAGUGAACUCCCAGAUCUUUCUCAAAUCCUAGCCGGAUAUCAAGACGACAUGUCAAACAUCACUACGCGAACCCAACUCGCCAGACGCAGAGCCGAGCUACGACUAAUUGAAACGAGAAUCCGCGCUGGGCUCCCGAUAGAAAGCAGAGAUAUAUCGCCCUACAUUCUAGAGAACGCGAAUACUCUCUCGCGUGCACCGCGCUUACGACCAAGUACCAGUUAUGAGAAUCUGCGUUUGGAGCGACAACUCGCUGCGCUAUCUACUGGGGCUGCGCGAGAUACGAUUCCCGCCCAUCGAAGCAAUCUCUUGCCGCGGGCGCAGCGAGAAUUAGAUGCUGCGAAUGCCAAUAGAAUAGAGAUGCCCCAGAAGCCUGCCAUUUCGGUUUUCGAUCAUCUAGGCAAAUGGCAGCUAUACCUCGAAAAUUCAGCUACGAGAAUCGAUUCCCGGAUUCCAGAAGAAUGGAGUUCUCGCCUGGGAAACUACACAUUAAUCCCCGCAUCUACCAGCGCGCGUUCCAUUGGAGAUGUAAGUGGAAGUCCCCGAUCCGACGAGGAGAUCCUGGCUGCUUAUUCUGCGAAUACAUCGUAUGGAUUCCGGGAGAUUUUGAGACUGAUGAGAGAAGAUGGGUUGGAUGCGAGAGAGGCGUGGCAUUACGUGUUGCUGUGGAAAGAUUACUUGUCGGAGUCGCCGAUUGAUGAGUAUCACGAAGCGUUAGGAUUGUGUCCGAUGGAUAUUUUCAUGCAUGUGAUCAUCCAGGGAUUGAGUCGGGGGUUUGGAGACUGGAAAAUGAGUGUGAGGUGUGAUGUAGAGUGUGUCAAGUAUCUUGUUACGAGAACGAGUUAUUAUCCAUUUCCGUCUGCGGAAACGAUCGAUGCGGCAUCCACUUUUGGAGAUGUCACAUCACAGACUCUUCGAGAAUAUUUCGGUUCGGAGAUCAGUUUUCUCGAUGAAAAAUGGGAUAUGCUUGCUGCGUUGAAAGACAACCGAUAUUCUACAGCACGGAUUCUUCACCUAGCUAAGAAUAUUGCGAGAGGAAUCGCCAAGCUGGAUACUAUCGAUCUCAAGCCACCAUAUGACGAAUCGAAUAAUGCCCAACGCAAGGAUAUAUUCCAUAGACUGAAGUUGGAAGAAAUAGCACUUGCGGACCAACAUGGGUUACUGAGUGCACGGGAGCACCAAGCACUCUCAACGGAUGGAUCGAGUGUUGAACGUGUGUUGGUGGAAUAUAUGUUGAAAUGGGAUUUGGUGCCCGAGGAACGAGAACAGAUGUUUCAAGCGUUCGAUGGAGGGGCUUCGGUGGAGAGUCUUACGAGAUCAAGACAGAGGUAG